AUGCCACAGACUACCAAAGACGAGUAUCUCCAGAAAAAAUUUGAUAAGAUUGACAAAGAUAAUACGGGUAAAAUAAGUGCGGCCGACUUUCGACAAGCCAUUUUGGGUGAUUAUCGUCUUGAAGCUUUUCGUACUACAACAAUCGAUGUCUAUAUCACCGAAUUAAGUAAUCAUACAGGACGGAUUACAUUUGAACAAUUCAAGAAGUUUAUGCAAGCGGAUACAUAUACACUCAAGAACUCUCUAUUUACUAUUGAAUUCAAACAGGCAUUCGAUGAGAUUGAUACCAAUAAGGAUGGUUUUAUAUCGUCGCAGGAAGCACGUCAAGGUCUUACUUUAGCUGGUCAACACAUAUCAGGAUUAUGUUUUAACCAAAUUAUUCAAAUGUUUGAUGAUGAUCACGAUGGACAAAUGUCAUUCGAAGAAUUCUUGAAUAAUAUUAAGAUACUAUGGCACGAAUAA
Rotaria sordida is the source of this 462-nucleotide messenger RNA. The record is from the annotation of a GenBank genome assembly. NCBI's taxonomy places the organism in Eukaryota, Metazoa, Rotifera, Eurotatoria, Philodinida, Philodinidae.